This is a messenger RNA of Acomys russatus (golden spiny mouse), 1958 nucleotides long. RefSeq names its product CREB regulated transcription coactivator 3 (gene Crtc3). The transcript has 15 exons. The record is from RefSeq and is a predicted model, not a curated record. Gene Ontology annotation, cellular component: nucleus; cytoplasm. NCBI's taxonomy places the organism in Eukaryota, Metazoa, Chordata, Mammalia, Rodentia, Muridae. Bases 16 to 1872 code for a protein of 618 amino acids. Gene Ontology annotation, biological process: positive regulation of transcription by RNA polymerase II; protein homotetramerization. Gene Ontology annotation, molecular function: cAMP response element binding protein binding.
CGCGGGGCGCGCGCCAUGGCCGCCUCCCCCGGCUCGGGGAGCGCCAACCCGCGGAAGUUCAGUGAGAAGAUCGCGCUGCACACGCAGCGGCAGGCCGAGGAGACGCGGGCCUUCGAGCAGCUCAUGACCGACCUCACCCUGUCGCGGGUUCAGUUUCAGAAGCUUCAGCAACUGCGCCUUACACAGUACCACGGGGGAUCCUUACCUAACGUGAGCCAGCUGCGGAGCAGCACAUCAGAGUUUCAGCCGUCAUUUCAUCAAGCUGAUACUGUCCGUGGAACCCGCCACCAUGGGCUGGUGGAGAGGCCAGCCCGGAACCGGUUCCACCCACUUCACCGCAGGUCUGGGGACAAGCCCGGGAGACAAUUCGAUGGAAACACUUUUGCAGCUAGUUACUCUUCACAGCCCCUGGAUGAGAGUUGGCCAAGGCAACAACCUCCUUGGAAAGAAGAAAAGCAUCCUGGAUUCAGGCUAGCAUCUGCACUUAACAGGACCAAUUCUGAUUCUGCUCUUCACACGAGUGCUCUGAGCACCAAGCCCCAGGACCCCUAUGGAGGAGGCGGCCAGUCAGCCUGGCCUGCCCCAUACAUGGGUUUCUGUGAUGGUGAAAAUGAUGGCCAUGUGGAAGCAGCACCCUUCCGUGGCCCACUGAAGGAAGAGAAUCUGUUAAAUGUCCCAAAGCCACUGCCUAGACAACUGUGGGAGACCAAGGAGAUCCAGUCCCUGUCUGGGCGCCCACGAUCCUGUGAUGUUGGGGGUGGUAGUGCUUUUCCACAUAAUGGCCAAAACAUAGGCCUCUCACCGUUCCUGGGGACCCUGAACACUGGAGGGUCACUACCAGAUCUCACCAACCUCCACUACUCAGCGCCCACGCCGGCCUCCCUGGACACCAGUGACCACCUCUUUGGUAGCAUGAGUGUGGGGAACAGUGUGGGCAACCUGCCAGCUGCUAUGACUCACCUGGGCAUAAGGAACUCCUCUGGUCUCCAGAGUUCUCGAAGUAACCCGUCCAUCCAAGCCACACUCAAUAAGAUCACGCUGUCCUCGUCCCUCAACAGCCACCCACAGACGUCCACGGCCAGCGCAUCGGCUCUUCACCCCUCGCUCCGUCUCUUCUCACUUAGCAACCCGUCUCUUUCCAGCACAAACCUGAGUGGCCCCUCCCGGCGCAGGCAGCCUCCCGUCAGCCCCCUCACACUCUCUCCUGGCCCUGAAGCCCAUCAAGGUUUCAGCAGACAGCUCUCUGCAACCAGCCCCCUGAACCCCUAUCCCGCCUCCCAGAUGAUGUCCUCAGAGCAGAGCCCACUUUCCUUCCUGCCUGCAGAUGCUCAAGCCCAAGUGUCCCCACCGCCCCCUUAUCCCACACCCCAGGAGCUGCCUCAACCACUCCUGCAGCAGCCUCGUGCCCAGGAGCCCCCUGCUCAGCAGCCCCAGGCAGCCCCCUCCUUGCCACAGUCAGAUUUUCAACUCCUCGCUGCCCAGGGCUCAUCUCUGACCAACUUCUUCCCAGAUGUGGGCUUUGACCAACAGCCCAUGAGGCCCGGCCCUGCCUUCCCUCAACAGGUGCCUUUGGUGCAGCAGAGCCACCGAGAACAGGACGCGUGUCACUUGAGACCAAAUCUGUAUUCCAACUGUGGGAACUUUCCGAACCCCAUCCUGACAGAAGAGACAAGCACCAGCCUGUUCAAAGGCCUUAGUGGGGGGCUGUCGGGCAUGCCUGAGGUCAGCCUGGACAUGGAUACUCCGUUCCCACUGGAAGAGGAGCUGCAGAUCGAACCCUUGAGCCUGGAUGGACUCAGCAUGUUAAGUGACUCCAGCAUGGGCCUGCUGGACCCCUCUGUGGAGGAGACAUUUCGAGCUGACCGGCUAUGAGCGAAAGACUGUGGAAGAGGGGACGGAAGUGGCCAGAGCAAGCUAGAGUGGAGCCAGCAAACAGCAUGAUGCUUGUCACAAACAUG